UCACGACUCCAGAAUUGUGCCCCACACCUUGUUGUUGUGCGGCUGAUAUCCACAGCUGUUUCAAGUCACGGCCAAGAUGGCGAGUUUCUUACUGCUCGUCGUCUUCCUUCUGUUCGGGAGCUUCUCUGCCCGCGCCCAGGCCGGGUACAGCCCGCCCGGGGCCCGUACGGCGACCGGCCGCUUGAAAACUAAAGUGGAUCGUCUGUCGUCUCUGGUGGAAACCUUACUGAGUCAACAGUCCGAUCUCACGGCCCGGGUGGACAGUCUUUCUGCCCAACUGUCGGAGGAGAGGGACAAGAACAGGGAACUGGCCCUAAACUUGACCCAAGCACUCCACAAGUUGGACAGCAUGACGUCUACCUUGUACGAGCAUGACACGGUCAUCAAACAACGUCUGCAGUGUGCGUGUGAGAAGCUGAUACCGGUAACUGAGGAGACGUCUCCCACAGAGUCUACAGGUCCCGUUAUCGAGGGAGACUGUGCGGAGUAUUACUCCUCAGGACGGACAACAAGUGGAGUCUACAGAAUCGGUCUCCUGCCCGGUCAUGUGGAUGCCUACUGUGACAUGGACACCGCAGGGGGAAGUUGGACCUUGAUCCAGCGACGGCAGGACGGGUCGGUUCCCUUCAACCGGACCUGGGAAGAGUACAAGCACGGGUUUGGGAACAAGAGCGGGGAAUACUGGCUUGGGAACGAGAACAUCCACCUCCUGACCAAUCAGAGGAACUAUACCCUUAGGGUAGAACUCGAGGACUGGGACGGGUGGAUAUUGUACGCUGAAUACACCAGCUUCUGGUUGUCCGGAGAGUCGGACCAGUACCGGAUUCACAUGUCCGGGUAUUGGGGCACAGACAGGAAUGCCAUGAAACUAAACAAUGAGCAGAUGUUCUCCACUGUGGACAGGGACAACGAUGAAGACAGAGAAUACGACUGUUCUCAGGAGCGCGGACAGGGCGGCUGGUGGUUUGCGAGCUGCGGCUACACCUACCUCAACGGCCGCUACCUGGGCAACUGUGGGGACUCCUGUCCGUGGCUGCAAGGUAUAAUUUGGGGAAGCUGGAAGGGCUACUUCUACUCCCUGAAGUCUGGAUCUAUGAAGAUCAGGCCAACUGAGGAGGUCUCAACAACGAAACCUCGACCCAGUGUUCCCCCUGCUGACACAGAGACCGACGAUCCAACAAUCGAGGGAGACUGUGCGGAGUAUUACUCCUCAGGACGGACAACAAGUGGAGUCUACAGAAUCAGCCUCCUGCCCGGUCAUGUGGAGGCCUACUGUGACAUGGACACCGCAGAAGGCGGCUGGACUGUGAUCCAGCGACGAGUGGACGGGUCGGUUCCCUUCAACCGGACCUGGGAGGAGUACAAGCGCGGGUUUGGGAACAAGAGCGGGGAAUACUGGCUUGGGAACGAGAACAUCCACCUCCUGACCAAUCAGAAGAACUAUCGCCUCAGAAUCGACAUGCAGGAUUGGGAUAACCAAACGCGGUACGCGGAGUAUUCCACCUUCAGGGUGUUGGGUGAGUACGGGGACCAGUACCGGCUGCACGUCUCCGGUUACAACGGCACCGCGGGAGACUGCAUGACUCGCUACUUUUCCAACGACGGGAUGAGGUUCUCCACGGUGGACAGGGACAACGAUCUGAACAGCGGCCACUGUUGCCAGCGCCGCGGGCAGGGUGGUUGGUGGUUCGGAAACUGCGGCAACUCCUUCCUCAACGGCCGCUACCUGGUCAGCUGUGGGAGGUCCUGUGAGGUCUGGCAAGGUGUGAUCUGGCACAGCUUUACAGGCUCCCGGGAGUCCCUGAAGUCUGUGUCGAUGAAGAUCAGACCAUAUUAACCGUGUAACAUUGGGGGUAACAUAGGCAUUAACCAACUGAUCAGGCCGAUGGGUCUAGAACUUUUAGCCGGACGGUUAGAGCGUCAGUGUGUGCUGCACCCAGAGACCUUAGCAAACUCGUCUAUCUACACAGUUGCAGUGUGUCAAAGUGACGCUAACAUUCAUAUAUGAAUAUAUAUGUAUAUACAAAACAAAUUCACCACAUCAAGCAAAAGCUGAUCAUAAUCUGUAUCUGUAUCAGCUUAGCCUAACUGACACCAGCUUCUGUGUCUGUAUCUGUAUAGCCGAUAUAACCGCCCUUCGGCAUAACA
This is a messenger RNA of Branchiostoma belcheri (Belcher's lancelet), 2148 nucleotides long. Its product is annotated as fibroleukin-like. The record is from RefSeq and is a predicted model, not a curated record. The transcript is spliced from 9 exons. Lineage: Eukaryota; Metazoa; Chordata; Leptocardii; Amphioxiformes; Branchiostomatidae. The coding region runs from base 77 to 1837 and encodes 586 amino acids.